Oncorhynchus nerka (sockeye salmon) is the source of this 639-nucleotide messenger RNA. RefSeq names its product D-aminoacyl-tRNA deacylase 2-like. The coding region runs from base 1 to 639 and encodes 212 amino acids. The transcript is spliced from 5 exons. The record is from RefSeq and is a predicted model, not a curated record. Gene Ontology annotation, cellular component: cytoplasm. Lineage: Eukaryota; Metazoa; Chordata; Actinopteri; Salmoniformes; Salmonidae. Gene Ontology annotation, molecular function: D-tyrosyl-tRNA(Tyr) deacylase activity. Gene Ontology annotation, biological process: tRNA metabolic process.
AUGCCUCAGACACACGUCCUUCAGCAGCAGACACAGAGAUCAAGAUCUACAGUCUCCUGCCAGUUGUGUUUGAGAGUCCCUCUACAUCUUAGCCUGUGGCUCACUGGGCUCUUUGGUCCCUUGUUUACUCUGGAGCUGCAGGGGAAGAGUGUGACUGAAAAGGCAGGUUCUCCACAAGCAAGAUCUGUUCUUCAGCAGUGUCUCUAUGCAAUGCUUCAAGUCAAACGUGCAGAUGAUCAAUCUGAUGCUGAAUGGGUGGAGAUUGACAGAGGGAUGGUAUAUAUCUGCUUUUUCAAAUGUGCUACAGAGGACAUUAUCCCCAAAAUGGCGAACACUCUGUGUGAGGCUGACUCUGGGAAGUAUGUGUCAGUGCUGGACCUGCCUGGGAGCGUUCUCAUCGUGCCUCAGGCUACACUGGGAGGCAAGGCCAAAGGGAAGGGCAUGCAGUACCACAAUAACAUUGGGAAAGAAGAGGGCCUGCAGCUGUAUUCUAACUUUGUCUCCUUCUUUGAGAAGGAACUGGCUUUGUCCAGUAAGAGUAGUAAGAUUGCAACCAACAUCAAACAUGGAACUUAUGGGAACAGACAAGUGCUGAAGCUGGAUACCAACGGACCAUGCACACACCUGAUGGAGUUUUGA